AUGGCUGCGGCGGUCGCGAACGGGCGCGAGGAGCCGCUCCCGUACUACGGCGAGGAGCAGGAACCCGCACCACCCUCGAGUCGCUUAUGCGUCAAAAAUAUCCCCAAGCAUCUCAAAGAAGACCGUCUUCGGGAGCACUUCGCCGAGCGCGGCGAGGUGACCGAUGUCAAGAUCCUCAAGACCGGGGACGGCAAGUCGCGCCAGAUGGCCUUCGUCGGGUACAAGACCACCGCGGACGCGGUCAAGGCGCUGGAGUACUUCCACAACACCUUCAUAGACACGAGCAGGGUGCAGGUGGAGUACGCGAGGGCGGUCAAGUCCGCGCAGCUCCCGCGACCGUGGAGCAAGCACUCGGAGGGAUCUUCCGCGCACCGCAGGACGCACGAGACUCCGGAGGAGCGCGCGGCGCGGGAGGCCAAGGCGGCCGACGCCGAGCGGUUCAUCGGCGUGCGCGAGCUCAAGAAGAUGAAGCGCGCGAAGAAGGAAGCCUUCGAGAAAGAGAUCGACGACGCCAUCGCCGCGGAUCCGAAGCUGACCGAGUUCAUGAGGCUCAUGGCGCCGCGCUCGCAGCAGCGCAUGUGGGAUAACCAGGCGGCUGACGUGGAGGCGGAGCGCGCCGCGGGGGGCCGGUACGCCGCUGGAAAGCGAAGGAACGAGAAGACGAAAAAGACGAAAAAGACAAAGACGAAGGAAGGACCGAAGCGGCGCAAGACGGGGCGGGAGAUGUCGGACGAGAGCGAGAGCGACGAGUCGGACUCGGACGAGAGGGUCGACGACGACGCCGACGACGAGGAGCUCGACGACCUCGACUACCUUCGGAGAAAAUCGGCAAAGAACUUUAGCGACUCAGAGGACGACGAGGGCGAGGAGGGCGAGGACGGAGAGGACGGGGACGAGGACAGCGAGUUCGACAGUGACAUGGAGGGCAUCGACGACCUGGAGGACGAUCCCGGCGCCUCGGAGGAGGACGAGGACGAGGAGGGCGAGGACGAGGAUGGCGAGGAAGGGGCUGAGAAGGCUGACGCGUCCACCCCCGACAAGAAACCCAAGGCGACCGACGAGCCAAAGAAGGACGACAAGCCGAAGGUCGAGGAGGUCACCGCGGAGGACAUGGAGGCGGUCGCGGAGACCGGCCGAUUGUUCGUCCGCAACCUCCCGUUCACCGCCACCGAGGAGGAAGUCGCCGCGCAUUUCGCCCCUUACGGCAACCUCGCCGGCGUGUUCAUCCUCGCCGAUAAGGCCACGAAGAGGAGCAAGGGACUGGCGUACAUAACGUACGCCCUGCCGGAGAACGCGUCGCGGGCGAUGGAAGAGCUCGACGGGAGCAUCUUCCAGGGCCGACUCAUCCACCUCCUGCCCGCGAGGCGCCCGCCCUCCGGUGACGCGGUUGGAGCAAAUUUGAACGGUGAAAAUUUCAACGGCGAAGACGGCGCGGACGGAAAUUUCAAGCGGAGUCGCGAGGAGCGGCUCAAGAGGGACGCGGGCACCAACCGCGCGGCUUGGAACUCCCUGUUCAUGCGCCAGGACACCGUCGCGGCGGCCGUCGCGGCCAAGUACGGGGUCAGCAAGGCUGACCUCCUCGAGAGCGGCGAAAACGACGUGGCGGUUCGAAUGGCGCUCGGCGAGGCGCAGGUCAUCGCUGACACCAAAGACCAGCUCUCCGCCGCGGGGGUGGACCCUGGCGCUCUGGAAGCCGCCGCGGCUUCGAGCGGGGCGAACGCGAACAAGAGCGGGGGCGGCGUCGGCGGCGUGAAGCGCAGCAACGUGGCGAUACUCUUGAAGAACCUUCCGUUUGAGUCGGAGGUUAACGAGCUUCGCGGGCUGUGCGAGCGGUUUGGCGGGGUGGCCCGGAUGGUGUUGCCGGACACGAAGACCAUCGCCGUCGUCGAGUGGCUGGAACCCGGCGACGCGAGGAAGGCGUUCAAGGGCCUCGCGUACAAGCGGUACAGGCACGUGCCCAUCUACGUCGAGUGGGCGCCCGAGGGGAUCUUCACCGGCGACCAGCCCGUGGGAACAGUCAACGGCGCCCCGGCUCGGACGCCCAAGAUCGACGGCGGCGGUUUGGGCCUCCAGAAGAUGCGGGAGAGGGACGCCAUCGUGAACGCCAAGGCGAAAAAUUCAGACGACGACGACGACGACACCGCGGGCGACGCGGAGGCCACGCGGCUCUUCGUCAAGGGCCUAUCUUUCAACACGACGGAUGCGAGCCUUCGAGCUCACUUUCUUCGCGCCGCCGCCGCCGCCUCCGGUCGGGUGUUGGCGGCGACGGUGGCGACGCAGAAGGGUCCGGGCGGCGCGAACCUGUCCCGCGGGUAUGGUUUCGUCGAGUUUGACUCCCCGGGCGCGGCGAGGUCCGCGAAGCGCGCGAUGCAGGGCAAAGAGCUGGACGGCCGCGCGCUCAGGCUCGAGAUUUCGUCACGCGGCGGCGGCGGCGGCGGCGGCGGCGGCGGCGGCGGCGGCGACGAUAAGGAUAAGGAUAAGGUUCCCAAGGGCACGAGCGCGACGAAGAUCGUCGUUCGUAACGUGGCGUUCGAGGCCACGAAACGCGACAUUCAGAAGCUCUUCAACCCCUUCGGCACGCUCAAAUCGUGCCGCCUGCCGAAGAAGUUUGACGGCUCGCACCGGGGUUUCGCGUUUGUCGAGUUGUCCACCAAGCGCGAGGCGUCGGCGGCGCUCGAGGCGCUCGCGGGGACGCACCUGUACGGGCGCAGGCUCACAAUCGAGCGCGCCGCGGAGAGCGAUGACGUAGAGACCAUUCGGGAGAAGACGGCGGCGAGGUUCGAAGCCGGCGAACAGGGUCACGCCGCCGCGGAGGGGCAGUUCAUGCCAGUCGCGAAGAGACGCAAGAAUCGGUGA
Micromonas commoda is the source of this 2856-nucleotide messenger RNA. RefSeq lists its product with no specific name. Gene Ontology annotation, cellular component: ribonucleoprotein complex; cytoplasm; nucleus. The record is from RefSeq and is a predicted model, not a curated record. The transcript has 3 exons. Bases 1 to 2856 code for a protein of 951 amino acids. NCBI's taxonomy places the organism in Eukaryota, Viridiplantae, Chlorophyta, Mamiellophyceae, Mamiellales, Mamiellaceae. Gene Ontology annotation, molecular function: mRNA binding.